This is a messenger RNA of Ambispora leptoticha, 483 nucleotides long. The record is from the annotation of a GenBank genome assembly. Lineage: Eukaryota; Fungi; Glomeromycota; Glomeromycetes; Archaeosporales; Ambisporaceae.
AUGUCCUCUAAAGCAGAAGAAACAGUUAAAAUCUCCGAAAAAAUAGCACAAUACGAAAGUUUCCUAAACGAUAGACUAAAACCAGAUCUCAAAAAAACAUUAGAGCUGCGAGAUGCCGUCUAUGAUCAACUCACUGAAUAUUUGAAAUUAAAGGCACAAAUUCGCGUAAUUACCGAAAAUCAAUUAACGGAGCUGAAGACGAUGGUAGAUUUAGGCACAAAUUUUUAUGUGCAAGCUAAAGUUCCAGAUACCACGUAUAUAUUCGUGAACGUCGGAUUCGGGUUCCACGUGCAAUUAACGUUGGCGGAAGCCAUUGAAUUUAUUGAUCGAAAAGAAAAGGUUUUACAACGAAAAGCAGAACAAUAUACCAUAAAAGAAUCAAAAAUUAAAGCGAAUAUUAAAUUGGUGUUAGAGGCAUUGACUGAAAUUAUGAAACUAGAGAAAAACCCACAAUUGGAAUUACGUGAUGAUUUAUUUGUGUGA